Messenger RNA from Notechis scutatus (mainland tiger snake), 363 nucleotides. The record is from RefSeq and is a predicted model, not a curated record. NCBI's taxonomy places the organism in Eukaryota, Metazoa, Chordata, Lepidosauria, Squamata, Elapidae.
GUGUGCAAAAGUUAAAGAAAAUGGGCAUGGAAAUUCCUGAAGGGAAAGGCCCUUAUUCCGUGGGAAGUACAGACCUCAUGACUGAUUAUGGUAUUCAGGGGACUUUUUUGCGUCUGUAUUAUCCUUCCCAAAAUUAUAUGAAUUAUGAAAAAACAAAAUGGAUUCCCAAUAAAGAAUAUUAUAAAGGACUCUCUAGUUUUCUUAACAUUUCUUGGAUAGUUGGAAAGUUCAUUCUACCACAAUUUUUUGACAAAGCUACGUCUCCUGCAAAGUGGAAUGCUGAAUUCAAGACUGGAGAAAAAUAUCCCCUCAUUAUUUUUUCCCAUGGACUUGGAGGAUUUAGGUAAUACUGCCUUUUUACAU